This is a messenger RNA of Diatraea saccharalis (sugarcane borer), 898 nucleotides long. The record is from the annotation of a GenBank genome assembly. NCBI's taxonomy places the organism in Eukaryota, Metazoa, Arthropoda, Insecta, Lepidoptera, Crambidae.
AAAAGAAAAAGAAGAGAAGACCAUUCGCGACAUAGGCAGCACGAGUUCGUGUACAUUAUAUUUUUACGCUUUUUAUUUUUAGUUUUGUUCGUAUAUACAAAAUUAUAGUAUAUUUUUUGGUGUAUUUGAUACUCUAACAAUGUCGUCUUGGAAAAAAGCUGCGAAAGCAAAUCAAAAAACCCACAAAGAGAGACAUCAGCCAGAGUCCAGAAAACAUUUAGGGCUUUUAGAAAAGAAGAAAGAUUACAAGAAACGUGCAGAGGACUAUCAUGAAAAGGGAAAGACUCUUAAGCUGUUGCGUAAGCGCACACUUGACAAAAACCCAGACGAAUUUUAUUUUCAUAUGAUAAACUCAAGAAUAAAAGAUGGUGUUCAUCAUGAAUUGGAAAAAGAUGAUGAAUUUACCCCAGAACAGAUGAAGCUGAUGGAAACCCAAGACAUAAAGUAUAUCAACAUGAAGAGGACUAUUGAGAGUAGACGAAUCAACAGGUUACAGUCUCACCUGCACAUGACAGAUAUAGCUGAUUCAACUCCAAACACCCACAUAUUCUUUGUAGAUGAGGGAGAUGAAAAGACAUUUGACAUUGCCAAGAGACUGGAUACUCAUCCAUCACUGCUAGGAAGGAAGUCAAACAGACCUAAGUUAUCAGAUUUGAAAAAAAUAUCUUUACCUGAUGUUGAUGUGGAGACAGUAGAAAUCAUGAAGAAGAAAAAAGAGAGAACUUACAAAGAGAUAGCUAAAAGAAUACAAAGAGAGAAAGAACUGACAUUGAUUCAAAGGAAAAUGGAAAUGAAACGACAUUUACAGGAUGCGAAAAUUCUUAAGCCAAAGAAAAUUAAAAGGGGUACCAAGGUCUCAGCGCCAGUAUAUGAAUUUCCUUACAUUAGAAAAAAAUAA